CCGGUGCUCCAUCAUCACUAUCGUACCACCCACCUGUCGAGUCUACCAUCUCGAAGGUGAAGAAAGCCAGAAAUUGUCAGCAAGUCAGAGACGUUGUUCUUUGAAGAGCCGUAUACCAUGAUAGUGUCGUGAUACCAGUCACACCUCCCGACUCCCUUCGACUCUCCAUCUCCCAACCCUCAAUAUCUAACCAUCAUGCCGUCCUCAAUAUCAACAACGUGGUGGAGGCUCCUGGCAGUGACCUUUCUCACCUUGUGUCUCUUGUCAACGGUAGCCACAGCCCUCCAAGUUGCCCCGGGAUCACCAUGUGCAUCGGUCUGCCAGGACCGUACCGACGGCGAUGCGAAUGAUGCGAAUGGAUCGACGACAAGCGCCAAGGACAUCGUUUGUGAGGAUCCUGAUUACGAUUCAAGGACCGUCAAGGGCAUGAAGUUCAAGGAAUGCACGCAAUGUUUGCAAUCGAGCAGGUAUACCAGCGGAGAAGAGACGGAUCUCAUGUGGUAUCUCUACAACCUGCGCUACGCUGCAAAUGUGUGUCUCUACAAUUACCCAUCAGCAGUUCAGAACAAGUCUUUUGCUUGCGAUAUCCCGAGCUCAUGCGGUGGCCUUAAGACCGCCCUCAGGGAGGGUGACUUGAAAGCGGAAAGCAGCACGCAAUUGGAAUACUGCUCCGCCGACAAUGAGAAGAUGAAGGCAUGGGCAAUCAAGUCUUGCACCAGCUGUUUGUGGAACGCCCCCGACAGCAAAUACCUCUCUAAUUUCAUGGUCGCCCUAGACGCCGGCUGCGUCCAGCGACCCAAAGCAGGCGACCUUAUUGGUCUGACGGGCAGCUUGUUCACAUCCUACGCAGUAAAUAUUACCGACCCGCCCAAGCUAGAGACCGGUCCUGCUCCCCCGGCCCAAACAAAUAUGGACACAGGUACCAUCAUUGGUAUUGCAAUCGGCGCAGCUCUCGUUCUACUCCUUGGCGUCGGUCUCUUCGUGGUCUACUGGCGCAAACAGAAGCGUGCGAAGGCUGAAGAAGAGCGGAGGGCCAACGCAGAUUCGCCAAACGGUGGUGGCAGUUCCAUCACCGCACUGAAUAUUGGUGGCGGCCCAGGGUCGGGAGGUGGUCGUCAUGGCUACACCACUGACUACAAGAGGGAAAUUGGCCUAACUUCCUUCGAGCCGUGUGAUGCACCUCGAAGCGGUGGUCUCAACAGCAACAGGAGCGGGAACUAUACCAAUUCGGGCGAAUAUUACGACCAGCUGGAGAAAUACCAGCAAAGGGCAGCAGCCCAGCAGUACGGCAUGAUCAACCACAUCGGCCCAGCGGACUCGCUACCUGCACACCCAGCGUACAUCCCACGUGCUGCCAUGGCUCAACAGCAACAGCAGCGAAACAGCACAGACUCUAGGGGAUCCCGUAAUACCGCAACAUCAUCUCAAAACCUACAGCUACAAUCCAUAUCAAACCAGGCACUUGCCGUUCAAGACUCACAACAGCAAAGACCGAUAUCAACUCAAACACUCUCCGCUCAACACCUACAACAACAACAGACUACCCGCCGUACAUCACCCCGGAGUUCUCCACGCCUUGUUCCCGAACCCAUAACCCUCUCAGCCGUUCCCGCAUCAAAGCAACGUUACACUAAGACUACGACUGAACAAGCACUACCGGCUUCGCUAUCUACAUCAGCAAAAUCGGCGGUGGAUUCAUACGCCAUGCAGAAGUACCUGGCCGCCGAAGACGACAGGCCGGGCCACACCAUGCCGCCCCCGCCUGCGCAGAAGCCACCAAGGGCAGCGAAGCCAUUCGACCCCGCGAACCCUCCGCCACCACCACCUCAGCCGGCGGUCAAGAUCCCGUCGCUCGGUUUGCCAUCCAUCCCGCGGGUCCGCGUGCCCAAGCAGUACGCGCCCCCGCGGAUCAGCGUCGAAGAGCCUACGCCGACAGAUGCCGCCGGCCGUGUGGGCCACUUUGGGCGAACAAGCGCGCCGGGCAGCCGCUCGUCUUCGGCAUCCCGUGACGGGCGGCCGCCGACGAGGGGCAGAGAUGAGUCCAACGGGAUCAGCAGUGCGUCAACCAACGAUCGGGUGAUUAGGCAGACGGUGAACGCCACGAGGCCAAGACAGGAAGACAUGCCCAUUGCGACUGGGAAGACUGUUCUGUACAGUGGAUGAGGGUCAUUUUUGUUUCUUCUCUUUUCGUUAGCAUCACAAGAAAUGAACACGAGCAUAUUGUUCUGAAUGUUUGUUUAUUUGGAUUUGCUGCCAUAUGUGAUUUGUUCAUGGAUGAUGGAUGAUUGAUGAUGGGUAUUUAAUGAUUUGGGUAUCUGAAUUUUGGUUGACCUGGUGAGCCCCAGUUUCGAGGCGAAGGACACCGGAUCUGGUAUAUAUAAGUAGAGGGAUAACAGGACCUUUUUCUUAGUCUUGGGUACAAACCCGGUGAUGAC
This is a messenger RNA of Pyricularia grisea, 2435 nucleotides long. RefSeq lists its product as uncharacterized. Bases 196 to 2163 code for a protein of 655 amino acids. NCBI's taxonomy places the organism in Eukaryota, Fungi, Ascomycota, Sordariomycetes, Magnaporthales, Pyriculariaceae. The transcript is spliced from 3 exons. The record is from RefSeq and is a predicted model, not a curated record.